CUUCCAGAAUUUCCUGAAUGGUAGCGAAACCAUUUCGCAACGGUGUUGGACCAUUGAAUCACAACCACGCGCGCCGUCACAAUGGCAGGGGAGUCCAACGUAAUCAAGGUUCUCGGCCUCCACGGCAUGGGCACAAGUGGCCGAAUUUUCCAAUCUCAGACAGUCAUUUCAGCCGCAUUUCGCUCCAAGCUUCCUGAUGCCUUCGUCUUUGAAUUCCUCGACGCGCCACACCGUACCAACCCGGCCCCCGCAACAGAUAUCUUUUUCAAGUCCGAUCACCUCGGUUGGUGGCAAACCCCGACAGUAGACAACAUACGCAAUGCUCUCGAGGUUCUCGACGAGCAUCUCGAGAAGCAUGGCCCCUACGACAUACUCAUGGGUUUCUCUCAAGGCUGCUCGCUCAUUGCCAGCUAUAUCCUCUUCCACACCCGCAAGACACCCAAUACCCCCCUCCCCUUCAAGUCAGCCGUCUUCAUCUGCGGCGGCAUCCCCCUCUCGGUCCUGGAGUACUUGGGUAUUGAGGUGUCGGAGGAGGCCAAGGAAAUUAAUCAGAAGACGGGCGACCUGCUAAAGAACAGGACCCAGGCUCUCGCGCGUAUGGCGGAGCGCCAUGAUGAUAUCAAGCCCGGCCAUGCGACCACCUGGGACAAUUUGACGGGAAUGGUGCAUGACCCAGCAAACGCCGAAAUGCCCAAGGAGAGCAACGUGUUUGGGUUGGACCUAUCGAACUUGCCCGAGGACCUGCUUAUCAGAAUGCCCACUGUGCAUAUCUGGGGUGCCAAGGACCCGCGAUUCCCAGCCGCGUGUCAGUUGGCGGGCUUCUGCUCAAACCGGAGGGAGUAUGACCACGGCGGUGGUCAUGAGAUCCCCAGAUCGACGGUGGUGUCGCAAACCAUUGCGAAUCUGAUCAUCGAAUUAGUCAAGCAGAUACAGUAGGGCGUGAGAGACACGCUAAAAGUGGCAUGUGACGGGGAAGAACAUGGUAUAUGAGAGGCAGCUAGAGCAAGCAGGCCAUGGCGUUGGGGUUCUUAGUGGUGGGUUAUCUUUAUUAGAUGCGUCUGAAGGCACUCUUACAUGGGAAGAACGGAAUGUACUAGAGGAAUCAUAUGUCGAAAGCGAAAGAGUCAAUUGACAGUCCUUGAUUU
Thermothelomyces thermophilus ATCC 42464 is the source of this 1145-nucleotide messenger RNA. RefSeq lists its product as uncharacterized. Gene Ontology annotation, cellular component: nucleus; cytoplasm. The transcript has 2 exons. Bases 82 to 936 code for a protein of 284 amino acids. NCBI's taxonomy places the organism in Eukaryota, Fungi, Ascomycota, Sordariomycetes, Sordariales, Chaetomiaceae. The record is from RefSeq and is a predicted model, not a curated record.